Molecule: messenger RNA, 3994 nt
Organism: Perca fluviatilis (European perch)
Lineage: Eukaryota; Metazoa; Chordata; Actinopteri; Perciformes; Percidae
Product: NLR family CARD domain-containing protein 3-like
Exons: 10
Coding region: 272-3490 (1072 amino acids)
Molecular function (GO): protein binding
Source: RefSeq, a predicted model, not a curated record
CAAGUGAUAAAAUCCAGAUUAUUCAACAAGUUGCCCCGUCAGUUUGGACUAACCUAACUUGUUCUUCACUUCUACAGCGAGAGAAGCUGGGAUGUUAUGCAGAAUGGAAAAGUUGUUUAGCCGGGCUGUGGAUUGAGAAACUUUACAACUUGCCCAGAGCAACAGCAGAUACCAGACUCUCCUGAACCUGAACCCAGCUGUGUGUCCAUCAAGAGCCACCGGUCCAUGGAUCCACCUUUAGUGUUUAAAGGACAGCUUCCUGCAGAGACUCAUGAAUGUUGAAGGAACUUCAGGGAACAGAGGAGCUUCCUCUCCUCACGCAAAAGCUGAAACUCAGAGGGGAGAAGGAAGCACAGCAGUCACUGCCCAGUAUGGAAGUGUCGUCAGCUCACCUCAGUUUGCAGACGUUCAAGUGGGAGGAAACAUAACGCUUAAUGUCAGCAACACAUUUGUCACAUCUCCUGACAGGACAGAUGGGACGAAAGCCGUUUCUCCCAAAACCAAAGAUGGAAUUGUUCCAGUACCAAAUCCACAACACAUCUCAUUUUACCAAGGCCGUCUUCAAACACACCUUCAGGAUGGGUUUAUGUGUGCACAAGAGGGAUGGACACAGAAGAAGGAUGAACAACCUCUGGAUGAUAUCUACACACAUCUGUACAUCAGAGCUACUGGUGACAUACACAUCAACACACAGCAUGAGGUCAUGCAGUUUAAGGCGGUCAAUCCAACAGAUACAGAGACAACAAUUAAACCUUGUGACAUGUUCAAACACCCCUCUGGAAAAGACAGGCCCAUAAGAACAGUACUGACCAAUGGAAUCGCAGGAAUUGGAAAAACGUUUCUUGUGCACAAAUUUGUAUUGGACUGGUGUAACAGAGUAACCAAUCAAGAUGUCGAUCUCGUUUUGCCCUUCACCUUCCGUCAGCUGAAUUUAAAGAAGUGGAAAAAAAUUUGUUUUGCAGAGCUCAUUCAUGAAUGUAUCUGGCAGACCAAAGACAUCACGAAAGAAGCUCUCAAUCACAUCUUUACAGCUCUGCAGUCAUCAGGAAACACCAACUAUGACAAGAGUGAAUUCAAACUUCUGUUUGUUUUGGAUGGACUGGAUGAGAGUCGCCUUGAUCUGGACUGCUCCACCAAUGAAAACAAGGCAGUUGAAAUUGAUGUGACAGUGCCGACCUCAGUGGACAAGCUGCUGAUGAACCUCAUCAAGAAGAAACUGCUUCCCUCUGCUCGUCUCUGGAUAACGACACGACCUGCAGCAGCCAAUCAGAUCCAUUCUGAUUUUGUAGACAUCAUGACGGAGGUCAGAGGGUUCACUGACCAACAGAAGGAGGAGUACUUCAAGAAGAGGUUCAGAAAUGAGGAGCAGGCCGACAGAAUCAUCACCCACAUCAAGAAGUCACGCAGCCUCCACAUCAUGUGCCACAUCCCAGUCUUUUGCUGGAUCAGUGCUAUAGUUCUGGAGGAAGUGAUGAAAACCAGAGAGGGACAAGAGCUGCCCAAGACCCUAACUGUGAUGUACGCAGAAUUCCUGGUUUAUCAAAUUCAUCAGACAAAAGAGAAGUAUGACCCAGAAGAGUGCAUUCAGUACAUUGAGUCAUUAGCAAAACUGGCUUACCAUCAGUUGGAAAGAGGCAACCUGAUCUUCUACGAGAAAGAUCUCAAAGAGAGUGGCAUUGACGUCAAUGGAGCUUCGAAGUGCUCAGGAGUGUUCACAGAGAUCUUCAAAGAGGAGCGUGGGAGGAAGAAUGAGGAAGACAAGAUGUUUAGCUUCGCCCAUCUGAGUGUUCAGGAGUUUCUAGCUGCUCUUCACAUAGAGAGCGCAGUCAUUAACAGGAACAAGAAUGUCAUGUUUGAGCAAGGUUUUUGUGUACAAGGGCGAAUGGUUUUCAGCAAAAAAUCUAUGAUGUCUAAGGUCCAUAGGUUUGCUAUUGACAAGGCCUUACAGAGUCCAAACGGACACCUGGACUUGUUCCUCCGCUUUCUCUUGGGUCUUUCAGUGGAGACCAAUCACAAAAACCUACGAGGUCUGAUGAAAAAAAGAAGCCCAAUGCAGACCAAUCAGGAUCUCCUCAAAGACGUGCUGGCUCAGACAGGAAGUAGUUCACAGACCAAUCAGGAAACAGUCAACUACAUCAAGAAGAAGAUCAGUGAGGAUCUGUCUCCAGAGAGAAGGAUCAAUCUUUUUCAUUGUCUGAACGAACUGAAUGAUCGUUCUCUAGUGGAGGAGAUCCAACAGUACCUGAGUUCAGGAAGUCUCUCCACAGAUAAACUGUCUCCUGCUCAGUGGUCAGCUCUGGGCUUCAUCUUACUGUCAUCAGGUAACGAUCUGGAUGUGUUUGACCUGAAGAAAUACUCUGCUUCAGAGGAUGUUCUUCUGAGGCUGUUGCCAGUGGUCAAAGCCUCCAAAAAAGCUCUGCUGAGUGUCUGUCACCUGUCAGAGAGAAGCUGUGAAGCUCUGUCCUCAGUUCUCAGCUUAGAGUUCUGUAGUCUGAGAGAGCUGGACCUGAGUAACAACGACCUGAAGGAUUCAGGAGUGAAGGUGGUCUCUGCUGGACUAAAGAGUCAACACUGUAAACUGGAGACUCUCAGUUUGUCAGGCUGUCUGAUCACAGAGGAAGGCUGUACUUCUCUGGCCUCAGCGCUGAGUGUCAGCCCCUCCCAUCUGAGAGUGCUGGACCUGAGCUACAAUCAUCCAGGAGACUCAGGAGUGAAGCUGCUUUCAGCUAGACGGGAGGAUCCACACUGCAGACUGGACACAAUACUGGAUUAUUGUGGAGAGCAGAGGCUGAAACCUGGUCCAAGGAAGUGGGCCUGUGAACUCACACUGGACACAAACACAGUGAGCACAGACCUCAAACUGUCUGACAACAACAGGAAGGUGACAGCAGAGAGAGGGAGGCAGCCAUAUCCUGAUCAUCCAGAGAGGUUUGACUACUGGUGGCAGCUGCUGUGUAGAGAUGGUCUGACUGGUCGCUGUUACUGGGAGGUCGAGAGGAGUGGAGAGGUUCGUGUAGCAGUGAGUUACAGAGGAAUCGGGAGGAGAGGAGGUAGUGAAGACUGCAGGUUUGGAGGGAAUGAUCAGUCCUGGAGUCUGUUCUGCUCUGAUGAGGAAGGUUACUCUGUCUGGCACAAUAACAUACAAACAGUCCUCCCUCUCUCCUCCUCAUCAGUGACUUACAGAGGAAUCAAGAGGAAAGGACACAGUGAAGACUGUGUGUUUGGAUGGAAUGGUCAGCCCUGGAGUCUGUUCUGCUCUGAUGGUGGUUACUCUGUCUGUCACAGUAACAGAGAAACACACCUCUCCUCCUCCCCUGUCUCUGAUAGAGUAGGAGUGUAUGUGGACUAUCCUGCUGGGACUCUGUCCUUCUACAGAGUAUCCUCUGACAUGCUGAUUCACCUCUACACCUUCAACGCCACAUUCGCUGAACCUCUUUAUCCUGGAUUCUGGUUAGGGUGGCCUGGUUCAGUGUCUCUGUGUUCUCUGUAGGACGGAGAGUCUCCUGUGCAAAGAAACACUCACACUGCUGACCAACACAAACAAUCUCUUUGUAAAUCAAACUCCAAAUUACAAGAGAACAAUACAUUAAAGGAGUCACUAAUAUAUACACUUUAUAAUAACCGCCACUAAUCAAUGGUAAAUUGAUAGUUCAAUUUGAGUUAAUAAUAAUAAUACAUUUUAUUUAAAGGCGCCUUUCUCUGCACUCAAGGACAUCGUACAAGGAUACAUAAGACAUACAAAAAAAGAAAAAAACAACAAUAGAAACAACAGAAAGAGGCAGAGCAAUUGACAUCAAGUGGAAUAGGCAGUUUUAAACAGAUGUGUGUUGACUUGCAAUUUUAAAUGGGGAAUGAAUUGAUGUUUCUGAGUUAGGUCGGUAAUGAAUUCCAGAGACGGGGAGCAGAGCGGCUGAAUGUUCUGCUUCCUGUGAUGGUGAGAUGGGCAGAGGGGACAGACAGGUGUAUGGAGGAGGGAGUGGGAACCUGGAGGAGA